Molecule: messenger RNA, 696 nt
Organism: Colletotrichum destructivum
Lineage: Eukaryota; Fungi; Ascomycota; Sordariomycetes; Glomerellales; Glomerellaceae
Exons: 1
Coding region: 1-696 (231 amino acids)
Source: RefSeq, a predicted model, not a curated record
AUGGCGACUUUACUGGAAUCCCUGGCAGCGCCUUACUUCCAUUCCACCCACCCGUUCCUCAGGCUGGAAAAGCUCGAGGUCGGCGCACUCUACAUCAUGAUAUCGAUCCCCCUCCCCAUCUUCAUGGGCCGCAAGAAGCACGUCUACGAGGCCGUCAUGUCCACCGACCCGGACUUCCCCUUCGACACCUACGAGGGCAUGGUCUCGGACGGCCUCUCCUCGGAGGAGUUCUACUGGGACCUGUACUGGCACACCUCCAGCACCCCAAGCAACAAGGACACCCCCGAAGACGAGGGCGGCGGCGUCCUCUACCGCCUCCGCAAGGAGCCGGCUUGCCCGCAGACCGUCAUCUACGACCGCCUCCACGUCGUGCGUCCGCGCUCGCACGUCCGGCUCGUCGGUCUCGUUCGCGUCGCCAGCGUGCCCGCCGUCUUCGUCCCGCACAUGACGGAGUACCUCGACUGGUUGACGUGCGCGUCGGCACGCGCCGCCCACCGCAGCUUCCUCUGGGCCACCAUGGCGACUUACCGCGUGCGCCGCCACCUGCUCAAGGGCGACGGCGUCAGCGACCACAGCUUUCACCAGUUCGACAUCUCGCGCUUCACGACCGAGCUGCUCUCGUUCGCGUACACCGAGGCGCACAACACCAUGGCCCAGGGCGGCGACGGCGCGGCGAGGCCGGCGAUCGCGUCCUAG